Molecule: messenger RNA, 654 nt
Organism: Trichophyton verrucosum HKI 0517
Lineage: Eukaryota; Fungi; Ascomycota; Eurotiomycetes; Onygenales; Arthrodermataceae
Product: branched-chain amino acid aminotransferase, cytosolic
Exons: 1
Biological process (GO): L-valine biosynthetic process; L-leucine biosynthetic process
Cellular component (GO): mitochondrion
Molecular function (GO): branched-chain-amino-acid:2-oxoglutarate transaminase activity
Source: RefSeq, a predicted model, not a curated record
GAGUCUCUCGGAGUUGCUGCUCCCGGUUCCGCUCUUCUUUUUGUAAUUGCCAGCCCUGUUGGUCCAUACUACCCCACCGGCUUCAAGGCAGUUUCCCUUGAAGCCACUGAUUAUGCUGUUCGUGCAUGGCCAGGUGGUGUCGGUGACAAGAAACUGGGUGCAAACUAUGCCCCUUGCAUUGUCCCACAGAUGGAAGCUGGAACUCGUGGCUUCCAGCAGAAUCUCUGGCUCUUCGGUGAGGAAGAGUAUGUCACCGAAGUCGGUACUAUGAAUUUGUUCAUCGCCAUGAAGAACAAGGAAACUGGCAAAAGCGAGCUUUUGACCCCUCCAUUGGAUGGAACUAUCCUCGAAGGUGUGACCAGAGACUCUGUCCUGGCUUUGGCAAGGGAGAGACUUGUCCCAAGAGGGUGGGGUGUGUCUGAGCGCAAAGUCACCAUGAAGGAGAUUUCUCAGGCAGCAAAGGAUGGCAGACUCAUCGAGGUCUUCGGUGCUGGUACCGCUGCCAUUGUCAGCCCUGUCCGUGAUAUCAGCUGGAAAGGACAAAAGAUCGAGUGUGGCUUGAAGCCGAAUGAGGAGGCUGGCCAGGUCGCUCUUGAGAUGAAGAACUGGAUUGAGGAAAUCCAGUAUGGUGAGGUUGAGCACGAAUGGAGGUAA